Brenthis ino (lesser marbled fritillary) is the source of this 6828-nucleotide messenger RNA. Lineage: Eukaryota; Metazoa; Arthropoda; Insecta; Lepidoptera; Nymphalidae. The record is from the annotation of a GenBank genome assembly.
AUGGAACAAUUUGGAGUUCAUAAAAGCAAUAUUGAAUUAAAUGAUAAAUAUGAUGUCAAAAAUGUUGACAUAAAUAGUGGAAUAUUGUAUGAUGGGGAUUAUGAAAUAUUCAACCAGUAUGACUAUAAGGAAGAAUAUUCUAGGAAACCUUUAGCAGCAACAAUACUUGGUGUCAACAAUACAAAUAUCCCAUUACCUGAUGAUUUGGAAUUUUAUGAUUGUUGGACUGAUGCAGAUGCUCAAGAAGCUUAUUUAACACAAAAUCCCAAAAUAUUUUUGGUUCUUGGAAAACAAGGAUGUGGAAGCUAUAAUUUAGGAGAGGCUAUAUCUAAGAAAUUAAAUUGUAUCCAUCUAUGUCCAAAAAAUAUUUUACUUGAUGAAAUUGAACAGAAAAGCUUGACUGGAAAAUGCAUAGAAUUUAACAUGAGACAUAAUAAAAUUUGCACAUUUGAUGUUAUAUUAUCAAUUAUGAGAGAAAAAAUAAAGUCACCAGUAGUUAAACAUAGAGGAUUUGUGGUGUCAGGCUUACCUUUAGUGACUUCAAUCAAACACAAUCUUUAUUUACAUCAUUCGUUAAUAGAUGAAGAAUCAUUGGACAUAUCAGAAAAUAUAUUGAAUGAUUUAUUAUAUAAUUUAAAAAAGAGAAAAGCGAAAAAAGAUAAAAAUUUAUCUCACUCUUCUUUCAGUAGUGAGCAAGAAAUGCCUUUUGAAGAAGAAAUAGAAGAAGAACAGGAACCAGAGAUUUUAGCUGAUGAAAUGGAAUAUAAAAUAGUUGAAUUGCGAAAAUUUAUUUUAAACACAUGUGAAAAUGUGAUAUUCCAUAAAAAGUCAAUGUAUAAGACUCAGAAAAUAGUACUUUUAGAACAAAGCCAAGCAUUAUUUGAUCUUAAACCAGAUAUUAUUAUAUUUAUUUCAUGUCCAAAUAAGGAUAUUAUUACAAAAAGAAAUCGUAAACAUAUUAAUUAUUUAAAUAAUUCUUUUACCUUUAAUUCAUUUAGUUCUAAUAUAGAUUUUGAAGUAAGAUGGCCCUCUCAUUAUACUUUGACAGAGUUUAAAAAACCAUAUGUUACUCAUGUGUUCAAUCCGAAAUAUAAUUGUAAACAACCAAUUAAUUUUGUCUUUAAUGCAAUACAACAACUUUGCAACUUUAAAGGAGUUAUAACUCCAUUUAUAGAAAGUAAAUUAAUGGAAUAUGAUCCAAAAAAUAUAAUUAAAUUAGAUGGUCGGGUAACUUUACAUCAAAUGAUUCAUAUUUUAAUUGAGAGAUUAUUACUUAUUUCCAUUAAACCAGUGCUUAUCCCAGAACCCCUAUAUCUUGAUGAACCUCCUGAAGAUUUUGAAGAAUUUUGGCAUUUAAUUGAAGAACUAAAUGUGAUUCGCAGUGGUAUUAUUAGUUUUAAUAGAUAUGCAUCAUUAUGGUAUAAUAGAUGUCCAGUGGAACUAAAAAAGAGAAGAUCAAUACAUGGGAAUGCUAAAUUUGCUGUUACUUUGUUUAAACAUGUAUAUUUACUGUCUUCUUUAGAGAAUAUGGUGCAAUUUUGUAGAAAUCCACGGCCGUUUUUGAAAUUAGAAUAUUUAGAACCCACAUGUCGUACCAUUAUAAUAGGGACACCAACUUCUGGAAAAACUAUGAUCGCUAAAUGUUUUUCAUGGCUAUUUAAAGCUCCUAUAAUUUGCUACACUACAUUUUUAGAAGAAGAAAGGAAAAAGAAGUAUGACAUUUACGCUAAAAAUAUUUAUUAUGAAAUUAUACCCAAAAUAGAAGAAGCUAGAUAUACUAAAUGGCAAAACAGUGAGAUAGAAAGAACAUCUAAACUAAAUACAUGGUUUAACACAAAAUAUAGUAUUUUAACCACUUACGUACCUCUUCUCAAACGAAAAAUAAUACAAUCUGAAGAGGAAGACUCAUCUUCUUUUAAUAAAUUUAAAUCUUUAAGAAAUCAACUACAAUUUUUGCCAGUAGAUGAUUUAGAUGAAUGCGAAGUAGCAUUAAUUGGUAAUAAUUUAUUAAAAUUUGCUCCUGUUGACUUAACCAUAGAGUUUGCUAAACCUACCACACCUAUAUUGGGUGAUGAAGAUGUUACUCAAGAAAUUUCUGCAUACAUAACAGCUAAUGAGUUACAAAAAGAAAUUGAACCAACACCACACGAAUUGAUAACUGAAAUAAUUAAUAUAAUACAAAAUAUAGAUCUUAAUUCUGUUGACAGUAGUGGCUCUGAAGACAAUUACGGAAAAUAUAUAAUAGACGGUUUUCCAUCAGAUCUAGAAUAUUGGGAAUAUUUGAUAGAAUCUGGAUUUUUACCAGACUAUACUAUAGCAUUGACAGAAAAUAGAGAAAUUGAUUUAAAUUUGAUCCAAUAUUAUAACAACAUACAGAAUUGUCUUAAGAAUUACCAAGAAAGAUACGUUUUGGCGCAAGAUCCCUUGAUUAAAACUAAGUUAUUACAAGAAAAACCCCCAGAUACUUCAUGGUUAGAUAUGCAAAUUAUUUUAGACCAGUUUCUGACUCAGAUGUUUGAUCUUCUAUAUACCAAUGAAAAUAUAUCUGAGACACAAAAUGAAAAAGAUUCUUUAACAUCUUUCCCCCAAAAAAUAGAAAAGUUUCGUGAAGAUUGGGAUAGCUUAAAAAUAAAAAUAGAAGAAAAUUUAAAAUCAUUUAUAGAGGUGGAAAUUGAAAAUAAAAGUGACAUAGAAGUAAUAGAUGAAGUGUUAUUAAAAUUGCGUAAAUGUUAUUGUAAACCUUAUUCAGGUGAAGAAUUAGCACCUGAAAUACAAGAAGACGAUAGCGAAUCCGUUAAAGACAUCGUAACAUACAAUAAUCCGCAAUAUUUAGGUGAAACAAAUGUUUACUGUCCAGUAGCUUUCUAUGAGUAUGGUAUUUUAUGGGAAGGUAAAAACGAUUUUUUUACCAAGUAUUAUAAUAAACUUUAUUAUUCCUGUAAUGAAGAUUUCUCUAAAACACUACAGAAUGAUAUUACAAAAUAUCAAUUUUACAAUAAACCCUUCAAAAAAUUCCCGCCAUUGAGAAUAUGUGUGAUUGGAAGUAUUGGUAGUGGCAAAUCAACCAUAUCUAAAAUAAUAGCUAAAGAACUUGGUUUAUUUCACAUUGAUUUUGAAGACUUUAUAAAUAAUUUUCUUAUACCAAAACAUUUUAAGAAGGUUGGUUGGCAGUAUGAAAAUGUUUUCACCGAUACGGACGUAGACGAUGAAGAAGAAAUUGUUGACCUACAAACUGAAGAUGGUGAUUUAAACAAGAUUUCAUACUAUUUGUUCAACGAAAAAAGAUUAAGAAGAAUGAUUUUUGACUAUUUUGAAAGAGGUUCUACGUUGCCAUCUAUAUUAAUAACAUAUUUGAUUAAAAAGCUUUGGUUUGAAAACCCAUAUACUAACACAGGUAUCGUAAUUGAUGGUUUCCCUAAAUCACCUUCUGAUGUAGAAGAUAUGACAACUAAUUUUUGUAUUCCUGAUUUAAUAAUUGAAUUAGAAAAUAAUUCUGAAAUUGCACUAGAGAGAUUAUCCCCAAAAAUACUAAAAAAAUGGAAAUUACAACAGAAUGAAGCCAAGAGCCAAGCUAUUAAAAAGUUAGAAGCAGAAAAAAAAGAUUGGCAAAAUUUUGUAACCAGAAACACCGUAAUUAAACUUAUAAUAGACGAGCUAGUAGAAAAAGUAGUCAUAAUAGAUUUGAAAGAAACAUUGAAAACUUCAUCUGUACAAAGCACCAUUAUAGAUGCUGAUCCGACUGGGUCGUUUAAUGUAGAUGCCAAUUUAUUUACAACUUAUAACGAACUGAUUCAAGAAUAUCCAGAACCAGUUGAUCAAAAUGAAUGGGAAAAGGCUGAUGACGCCCUCGAGAAGAUAAACAACAGAAUCGAAAGUAUUUUUGAGGCAGACGAUGAGAAUAUUCAAAAUUUAAAAGAUAUUUUAGAUGAACAAAAAAUUAAAAUUGAAUCAUUUAAUGGAAAAAAAACUAUGAACAAAGUAACGCGGCAAGUAUUAAAUAAAAUUUCUGGUCUAAGAUAUAGAAGUGAAUCAUUUUUUGAGCAAACUUUUAUUAUAAAUUGUGACAUAGCCGAAAUACUUUUAUUAGAAGGAUUUUUUUUGCUAAGCAAAUUUAAUAGAAUGUGCCCAGUCUUUAUAAAAGAAAACCCUUAUACAUUAUACAAUCCUUAUAAUAUUUGUAAACGUAAAAACAAAAUAUUUCCUAUUAUUCAUCGUGCUUACAUAUAUUUUAUUUCAACGGAGGCUAAUGUUAAAAAGUUUAGAGAAAAUCCUUUGAUAUAUAUACAUGAAGAUAUUAUUAAAUUAUAUAAACCUUACCCGUUCAGGAUUAGCGUAAUUGGACCACCAAAAUCAGGCAAAAGUGAACUGGCUAGUAAGUUGGCUAAACAUUAUGGAUUGAUGUGUAUAUCAAAAGGAAUGGCUAUAAGACAUAUUUUGGAAAAUAUGGAUUGGACGCUUCUAGGUUCAAAUAUAUUGUCAUUACUCUACGACGGUAACUGUAUUGAUAACGAACUUGUUAUGAAAGCAAUUAUUACAGUGGCUAUAGACAAUCGAACUAUGACUAAUGGUUUCGUUUUAGACGGUAUUCCUGAAUCUACAUAUGAAGUCUGUGAAUUAUCAAAACAUGGGCUAUUCCCUUUUAUAAUAUUUGAUCUUAAAAGUACUAAAAAAACUGUACUGAAAAACUCGCAGAAUGAAAUUUAUUAUAAUAUACUAAAAAGAAAGCCUCCUUAUUCGGGUCCUUUCAUAGAUUAUAGAUUUUCGAAAUGGGCAGAAAAGUCUAUGUCUGUUAGAAAUUGGAUCAAUGAAGACACGCAAAAUUUUUAUACUGUCAAUGGAAAUAAUUCUAAAUGGCAAUGCUAUUCCGACGCCAUUAAAGUAAUCGAAGAAUUAAUUCCAAAAAUACAUCAUUACUUAACUCAUGAAAAAUCAAAUGCAGUUUGCGUUGAUUUUAUGGCUGUAUCUAAUGAGGUAUUUGAACAAAAAAUGUCUUGUUUCAAAAACCUUUGCCCUAUUUGUUUCAAAAAUAAUAUUCUACGACACAGUGGAUAUCCCCCUGAUAAAAAAGGUCUUAUUCAAUAUAAUGACCUUUUUUAUUGGAUUUGUUCCGAACAUAAAAACCUAGUAUUGCAAUCCCCUAAAGAUUUUUUAAUAACAACAAAAAUAACAAUUCCUGAAAUUCCAACAACUGUUAAAUCUGUUGAUAUGUCGCUUGUUUAUGAAAAUGGCAUAUGUAUAGUAACCUAUGCAGAGAAUCUGCCAGCUCAAAAAGUUCUAAAAGGAUAUAAUCAAUAUGCAGCCUUAUACAAAAAGAAAAUUUAUUUAUUCUGCAGUCCUCAGUGUCACCGCAAAUUCUUGGCUAAACCCCAUAUGUACUAUAACAUAAGAGUUUUUAAGGAAAUGCACAUAUUUCCAAAAUUAACAUUAAAAGAAUUACCUCACCUGGGGUAUUUGGAACAAAGCGUUGGAAACAUACUAACGGAAGCUUGUUGUGCAGUCAAUGAGGCCAGACCGAAGUAUCCUGGCUUAGAUAAAUGCUUGUCGGGACUUUUAUAUAUAGCUUUAUUCUUAAAAACUCACAAUGAUUUAUUGGAAAGAGACAAAUUGUCUACAUAUAAUUUGGUGUUUAAAAUAUUUGAGGCACGAUGUAAACUAAUUACUCAUGUAGGUUUACGUCUAAGAUCAAUCGAUAAUCCAUUUGCUGUCUAUCCAAAAUGUUGCAAAACAAACAAAGUCAAACAAAUAGAAGAAACUGUUAGGAAAACUAGCAUCGUUUCCACCACUGUAACUUAUUCAGAAUCGGAAUUUGAUGACUCAAGUAGGGUACCUGUACCUGAUGAGAGGUUUGAUUUUCUCUGCGAAUACCAUAAACCAGUGAGUAAAGUACCAGCAUUUUUAAAUGUAGUAGAUAUUGCGGGUCUAGUUCGUGGUGCAGCCGAAGGUCAAGGUCUCGGCAAUGCUUUCUUAUCGCAUAUAAAAGCGUGUGACGCAAUUUUCAACUUGUGCAGGGCUUUUGAUGAUGAAACUGUAAUUCAUGUAGACGGUGAGGUGGACCCGAUCCGUGAUUUGGAGACCAUCGGAGAGGAAUUACGUCUUAAAGAUGAAGAACAAUUGAUUCAACAUAUUGAAAAGUUAGACAGGGCUGUAAAUCGCGGCGGAGACAAAAAACUUAAACCUGAAUAUGAAGCAUUGGCUAAAAUUAAAACCAUAUUAGGAGAAGAGAAAAAACAUAUAAGAUUUGGUGACUGGAGCGCCGCAGAUAUAGAGGUUCUUAACAAAUAUCUGUUUUUGACAUCGAAACCUGCGCUGUAUCUCGUGAACUUGUCCGAAAAGGAUUACAUCAGGAAAAAGAAUAAGUGGUUGCCCAAACUAAAGGAAUGGAUUGACAAGAAUGACCCCGGAGCACCAUUGAUACCAUUCUCUGGUGCUUUGGAAAGUAAAUUAUUAGAUAUGGAGCCUGAAGAGAGAAAACAAUUCCUCAAAGAAAAUAACAUCACCAGUGCACUAGAUAAAAUAAUAGUACAAGGUUACAAAGCGCUGCAGCUGGAAUACUUCUUUACAGCUGGACCCGAUGAAGUCAAAGCUUGGACCAUUCAGAAAGGAACUAAAGCCCCACAAGCUGCCGGUAGAAUCCACACGGACUUUGAGAAAGGCUUCAUAAUGGCGGAGGUGAUGCAUUACAAAGACUUUAAGGAGGAGGGCUCGGAAGCCGCUUGCAAAAGUGCCGGCAAGUACAGACAACAAGGUAGAAAUUACGUAGUGGAGGAUGGCGAUAUAAUUUUCUUCAAGUUCAACGCUGGCGCCGGUCUCAAGGACGCUAAGAAGAAA